AUGUAUUUCACUUUCAUUAGCAUACUUACUGUAGGUUUUGGCGACUUCCGACCAUCGGCUCACAACAUUUGGACGACGUUGGCAGUGGUUCUGGGUGGAGUGAUCCUAACCACUAUGUGCAUGGAUGUCGUAGGACGAAUGUAUCUCAAAGAAAUUCACUAUCUUGGACGAAAACUCAAGAGCAACAAUCCCUUCUAUCUUAUUAGAGAGGCAAAAGCAAGGUAA
Messenger RNA from Cylicostephanus goldi, 225 nucleotides. Lineage: Eukaryota; Metazoa; Nematoda; Chromadorea; Rhabditida; Strongylidae. The record is from the annotation of a GenBank genome assembly.